AUAGGGAAGUGGCGCAAGUUCGUAGAUCGCUCCGCAGAGUCUGUUCGUCGAGGCCGCCUCCGCCGCCGCCCCCUGUCCCGGCCCCCCCCCUGGGUUCCCUCAGCCCAGCUCGGUCCAGCCCGGUUCUCGGGAGAAUGAAGUUCGUGUACAAAGAGGAGCAUCCGUUCGAGAAGCGCCGCUCUGAGGGCGAGAAAAUCCGAAAGAAAUAUCCAGACCGGGUCCCGGUGAUUGUGGAAAAAGCCCCCAAAGCUCGGAUAGGAGAUCUGGACAAAAAGAAAUACCUGGUGCCUUCUGAUCUUACAGUUGGUCAGUUCUACUUCCUGAUCCGGAAGCGAAUUCAUCUCCGUGCUGAGGACGCCUUGUUCUUCUUUGUCAACAAUGUCAUUCCGCCCACCAGCGCCACGAUGGGCCAGCUAUACCAGUGAUGAGAGCGUCUACGGU
Acomys russatus (golden spiny mouse) is the source of this 441-nucleotide messenger RNA. It is a transcript of the gene Gabarap, whose product is annotated as GABA type A receptor-associated protein. The transcript has 4 exons. Gene Ontology annotation, cellular component: autophagosome membrane; cytosol; autophagosome. Gene Ontology annotation, biological process: macroautophagy; cellular response to nitrogen starvation; autophagy of mitochondrion. The record is from RefSeq and is a predicted model, not a curated record. Gene Ontology annotation, molecular function: ubiquitin protein ligase binding; GABA receptor binding. Lineage: Eukaryota; Metazoa; Chordata; Mammalia; Rodentia; Muridae. Bases 135 to 425 code for a protein of 96 amino acids.